GGUAUGGAGUCUCCUCGCCCCAAGUACAUUCAUCUCUUUCAUUACAAAACUUGUUUGCCGGAGUCUAGUCUGUGGUCUGCGGGAGCCGCCAUAUUGUCAUCCCUGAAGAAACGAGAGCCCUGAACACAGUGUUGCCGUACCUCCCGAGCCCUCCUGGCAAUGUCUGGUCCAGUCACCAGCCGCUCCCGGGUCUACCCCGAUGUCAACACACAGAGGCCCCGCGAAUACUGGGACUACGAAUCACACGUGGUGGAGUGGGGGAACCAAGAUGACUACCAGUUGGUGCGGAAGCUGGGCCGAGGCAAAUACAGCGAGGUGUUUGAGGCCAUCAACAUCACAAACAACGAGAAGGUGGUCGUGAAAAUACUAAAGCCAGUAAAGAAGAAGAAAAUCAAGCGAGAAAUUAAAAUUCUUGAAAACCUGCGAGGGGGGCCCAACAUCAUCACACUUCUAGACAUCGUCAAGGACCCUGUGUCUCGGACGCCAGCUCUGGUUUUUGAACACGUUAACAACACAGACUUCAAGCAAUUGUAUCAAACGCUAUCAGACUACGACAUACGGUUCUACAUGUACGAGAUAUUAAAGGCCCUGGACUAUUGCCACAGUAUGGGCAUCAUGCACAGAGACGUGAAGCCACACAACGUCAUGAUCGACCAUGAACACAGAAAGCUGCGUCUGAUAGACUGGGGUCUGGCAGAGUUUUACCAUCCGAGCCAGGAGUAUAACGUGCGGGUGGCCUCGCGAUACUUCAAGGGACCCGAGCUGCUAGUGGACUACCAGAUGUACGACUACAGUUUAGACAUGUGGAGUCUUGGCUGCAUGCUGGCCAGUAUGAUCUUCAGGAAAGAGCCCUUCUUCCACGGACACGACAACUACGACCAGCUUGUACGAAUCGCUAAAGUCCUGGGCACGGAAGACCUCUACGACUACAUUGACAAGUACAACAUUGAGCUAGAUCCCCGGUUUAAUGACAUCUUGGGCAGACAUUCUCGGAAGAGGUGGGAGCGCUUUGUGCACAGUGAGAACCAGCACCUGGUGAGCACGGAGGCACUGGACUUCCUGGACAAGCUCCUGCGCUACGACCACCAGGCCCGCCUCACGGCCCGGGAAGCCAUGGAGCACCCCUACUUCUACCCCAUAGUGAAAGACCAGGCCAGGAUGGGAUCCACAUCGGGACUGUCAACCGGCUCCACCCCCGUCAGCACCUCCAGUAUGAUGGCUGGCAUCACGUCCAUGUCGUCCUCCCAGCAGCCCCUGGGCAACAUGGCCGGCUCCCCGGUCAUCUCCGCCCCCAGCGCCAUGGCAACACAGGUGCCCGCGGCAACGGGGGCGCAGCCCUGAACCCUGAGCCACGGCCGGCCGCCACCUCCUCCAUCACCAUCACCACCGACCGCUGUCUCCAAGCUGCUGCCAUCACACACACACACACACACACACACACACACACACACACACACACACACACACACACACACACACACACACACACACACUUACCCUUCCUUGACCUUUAACCUCUCCCCCUCCAUCCCGCCCCUCUCCCUCUCCCUGGCCACAUUUUUAUGUCGAGUAUACCGAACCAAGAGAAGAGAUGAACAGACAAGAUUAGGUUUCUUUUUUUCUUUUUUCUUUUUUUUUGUUUGUUUUGUUUUUAUUAUUUUUUCUUUUUUUUCCAUACAAUAAUUAUAUAUUGAAAUUCGGGCGCAAGAAGAAAAAGCAGAAGAUAUGACGUCGCGUCUGUGUCCGAAUUUGAGAAAAGCUGUAGCUGCGUUCUUUGAUGAUGACCCGUGUCUAGAAAUGCAACUACAAUGUAGAAAAUGAAAAAUGGAUAAUAAAAUUUAUUUUAUAUGUC
Messenger RNA from Engraulis encrasicolus (European anchovy), 1852 nucleotides. Its product is annotated as STKc_CK2_alpha domain-containing protein. Gene Ontology annotation, molecular function: protein serine/threonine kinase activity; ATP binding. Bases 160 to 1341 code for a protein of 393 amino acids. Gene Ontology annotation, cellular component: protein kinase CK2 complex; cytosol; nucleus. Gene Ontology annotation, biological process: peptidyl-threonine phosphorylation; peptidyl-serine phosphorylation; regulation of cell cycle. The record is from RefSeq and is a predicted model, not a curated record. NCBI's taxonomy places the organism in Eukaryota, Metazoa, Chordata, Actinopteri, Clupeiformes, Engraulidae. The transcript has 13 exons.